Messenger RNA from Venustampulla echinocandica, 2880 nucleotides. Its product is annotated as putative glucosidase 2 subunit alpha. The record is from RefSeq and is a predicted model, not a curated record. Gene Ontology annotation, cellular component: glucosidase II complex. The transcript is spliced from 2 exons. Gene Ontology annotation, biological process: carbohydrate metabolic process; N-glycan processing. NCBI's taxonomy places the organism in Eukaryota, Fungi, Ascomycota, Leotiomycetes, Helotiales, Pleuroascaceae. Bases 1 to 2880 code for a protein of 959 amino acids. Gene Ontology annotation, molecular function: carbohydrate binding; alpha-glucosidase activity.
AUGCGUUCUUAUUUAGCGCUGUCCUCGCAAUGGACAGCGUUGUUUGUCCUAUUAUCUGCGUUGUGUUGUCUGUUUACACCAGCUGUGACUGUUAAGCACGAGAACUUUAAGACUUGUGAUCAAUCAGGAUUCUGCAAACGAAACCGAGCUUAUGCUGAUACUGCUGCUGGGGCGUCUGGCUGGAGCGCCCCCUACCAAAUCGCGCCCGAGUCCCUGAGCUGGGAUAAUGGACAAUUGCAAGGCACAAUCCUCAAAACAAUCAACAAGAAUGGCGAAACGGUCAGGCUACCAAUCACCAUUUCAUUUCUAGAGUCGGGAUCCGCGCGAGUAACAGUCGACGAGGAGAAGCGCCAGAAGGGCGAAAUCGACCUUCGACACAACAGCAUUGCUCGAAAGGAGCGUUAUAAUGAGGUUGAGUCUUGGGCCAUUGUUGGAGGCCUUGAGCUGAGUAAGACUGCGACUGAGUCGAGAGAUACUACCAAGACCACUAUUACCUAUGGCCCGGAAGGGAAGUUCGAAGCGGUUAUAACAUUUGCUCCUUUCGGAGUCGAGUUCAAGAGGGAUGCUGCUACUCAAAUUAAGUUUAAUGAUCGGGGCUUGCUGAACAUGGAACACUGGCGGCCAAAGAUUGAUAAAGCAGAGCCAGAAAAAAAGGAAGGCGAAGAGGCACCAGCUGCCGAUGAGGAAAGCACCUGGUGGGACGAAUCAUUUGGUGGCGCAACGGACUCUAAACCGCGAGGGCCCGAGAGUGUUGCAUUGGAUAUCACAUUUCCUGGAUAUGAGCAUGUUUUUGGUAUCCCAGAGCAUGCUGGACCUAUGUCCCUGAAAGAGACACGAGGCGGAUCCGGAAACUACGAGGAUCCAUACCGCCUUUACAAUUCUGAUGUCUUUGAGUAUAUAACCGAUAGCCCCAUGACUCUCUACGGCAAUAUCCCUUUCAUGCAGGCCCACCGCAAGGACUCGACAGUCGGUGUGUUUUGGCUCAACGCCGCAGAGACAUGGAUUGAUAUCGUCAAACAAAAGGAGGCUCAUAACCCCUUGAGCCUUGGCAUUGGAUCUAAGACCGAUACUAAAACGCAUUGGAUAUCUGAGAGUGGCUUGCUCGACGUUUUCGUCUUCCUCGGCCCAACUCCAAAAGACGUCACUAAAGCUUACGGAGAACUUACUGGGUACACCCAGCUCCCACAAUCGUUCUCUAUCGCCUAUCAUCAAUGCCGCUGGAAUUAUAAUACUGAUGAGGAUGUGAAGGAUGUUGAUCGAAAGAUGUCAAAACAUCAGAUACCUUAUGAUGUUAUCUGGUUAGAUAUUGAGUACACGGAUGAUAAGCAGUACUUCACAUGGGACCCUCUCCAGUUCCCUGAUCCUAUCGGAAUGUUAAAUCACCUUGACAAGUCCGAGAGGAAGCUGGUGGCUAUUAUCGACCCUCAUAUCAAGAACAAAGAUGGGUACCCCAUUGUAGAGGACCUGAAGAAGAAAGAUCUCGCUGUCCACAACAAGGAUGGUAACAUCUACGAAGGAUGGUGCUGGCCUGGGUCAUCUCAUUGGGUUGACUGCUUUAAUCCUGCUGCUAUUAAAUGGUGGGUUGGCCUCUUCAAAUAUGAUGCCUUCAAGGGCUCCCUAUCAAACCUGUUCGUAUGGAAUGAUAUGAAUGAACCUUCGGUUUUCAAUGGUCCAGAAACAACCAUGCCAAAAGAUAACCUCCAUUACGAGAACUGGGAGCAUCGAGACGUACACAAUCUCAACGGCAUGACUUUCCAUAACGCAACAUACCAAGCUCUGCUCGAACGAAAGAAGGGAGAAAUCCGUCGGCCUUUCGUACUCACCCGCGCCUUUUACUCAGGUAGCCAGCGUCUCGGGGCAAUGUGGACUGGCGAUAACCAAGCCAGCUGGGAACAUCUCGCCAUCGGCUUCCCAAUGAUUCUGAACAAUGGCAUUGCAGGAUACCCAUUUGCUGGUGCCGAUGUAGGCGGAUUCUUCGGUAAUCCAGAGAAAGACCUCCUUACCCGUUGGUACCAAGCUGGAGCAUUUUAUCCAUUCUUCCGUGGACAUGCCCACAUCGAUACUCGUCGAAGAGAACCGUAUCUCGCAGGUGAACCUUACACCGAGAUCAUGACCCGCGCACUUCGUCUCCGGUAUGCCCUUCUUCCAGCCUGGUACACCGCCUUCCAUGAAGCCAGUGUCGAUGGGACGCCCAUUAUCCGCCCACAGUACUUUGUGUAUCCUGGCGAUGAGGAUGGAUUUGCCAUUGACGACCAGUUCUUCGUCGGUGGUACCGGCCUCCUCGCCAAACCCGUGGUGACAGAGGGAGCAGAGAGCGUGGAUAUCUACCUUGCUGACGAUGAAAUUUACUACGACUACUUUGACUACGAGAAGUAUUCUGGAAGAGGAUUGAAGACUAUCCCCGCUCCCCUCGAGAAGAUCCCCCUUUUGAUGCAAGGCGGGCAUAUCAUUCCUCGCAAAGAUCGCCCAAGGCGUAGCAGUGGACUCAUGAAAUGGGAUCCUUACACGCUCGUUAUCGUUCUCGGCAAUGACGGCACUGCGACUGGAGAGCUUUAUGUUGAUGAUGGCGAGACCUUUGAUUAUCAAUCGGGCGCUUAUAUCCACCGUACCUUCGAGUAUAAAGAUGGUGUUCUUGCAAGCACGAACAUCGGUACGAAGGGCAAGCUGACAGAUAAAUACUUGAAGGCGAUGAAGAGUGUGACUGUGGAGAGGGUUGUAGUUGUCGGUGCUCCCAAGGGUUGGGAAGGCAAGAAGACCGUUAAGGUCGGUAGCGGUGAAGCAAACCUGGAGUUCCAUGGAGAGGAGGGCAAUAAGGCUGCCUGGGCGGUAGUCAAGAAGCCUCAAAUUAGCAUUGGGGAGGACUGGAAGAUCGAGUUCUAA